CGGCCGGCCGCCUCGAGCCCUGCCCGCCGCCCGUGGCUCGGGCUCCCCCGCGGCCCCCGGUCACAAAGGCGGUUGCCAGGAGCCCCGCGGAGGAAAGAUGCGGCUCAGAGUCGCGGCCGCCACUCUGGAGCGUGCGGACCGCGGAGUCCAGCAGGUGAGCCGCCGCCGGCCCGAUGGUGGGACCGGGCCCGGCUCCCGCAGCCGCCUGCGCCUCGGCCGGAGCCGCCUGGCCCCCGCCCCCGGGACUGGCAAUGGCAGGAUACCAGCUCUGGUCACCAUGGACCCCACUGGACGAGAGCUUCCAAUGGCUGCGGCACACGACACCUACACCCUCCUCCAAGCACCCGUUUAGGGCCUCCCCCUGCCUCCCGCACACCCCUUCUGACCUUGAAGUGCAGCUGUGUUUUCAAGAGGUCACUCUGGUCCUAGACAGCCCAUUCCUGGAACCUGGAGUGAGCCCCAAGUUACCGUGUCACACAUCCGAGCUCCGCACGAUGAACAUCAAGAAAGGGCUCGUCAGGAAGCCCCAGCCUGUCCGCCUCAGUGGCGUGGACUCUGUCUUUGGCAGGGUCAUCACAGCUCAGCCACCGAAGUGGACCGGAACCUUCCGCGUUUCAGAUAAGUCCGCCUUUUGCAAAAUCAUCAGCAGGGAGCACCAGUGGCCCACGGGGCUCAAGGAGCCCCAGAUCGAGAUGACAGUGACGAUGUGUAAACAGAUGCUGCGCUCGAUCCUCCUGCUGUACGCGACGUACAAGAAGUGCACCUUUGCCUUGCAGCACUCCAAGUAAAGGGUCCCGCUGACCCAGCUCGCCACGGCGGCCCUGCUGUGUCCACACAGACCCCGCUGCGCCAUCGCCCUUCUGUCAGGCGCCGACAGUUCAGGAGCUCCUCCCUUGUGUCUGGUGACAGAGCCAGGGAGACCAUCUCCACGGCGAAGUUAACAGCCAUUUGGGGUCACACUAGCACUGACUUGUUCAUGGGAUAAAGAACCAAUAAACAAACCAUAUACACAA
Molecule: messenger RNA, 1013 nt
Organism: Oryctolagus cuniculus (rabbit)
Lineage: Eukaryota; Metazoa; Chordata; Mammalia; Lagomorpha; Leporidae
Source: RefSeq, a predicted model, not a curated record